Epinephelus lanceolatus (giant grouper) is the source of this 2622-nucleotide messenger RNA. Its product is annotated as E3 ubiquitin-protein ligase TRIM35-like. The record is from RefSeq and is a predicted model, not a curated record. Gene Ontology annotation, molecular function: zinc ion binding; protein binding. Lineage: Eukaryota; Metazoa; Chordata; Actinopteri; Perciformes; Serranidae.
UCUGCCUGCUGUGAUUUCAGCCUCACUCAGAGACAAAAUGGCUUCAAAACUGGAAAAAGAUUUCUGCUGUUCUGUCUGUCAGGAAGUGUUUAAUAAUCCUGUUGUCCUGUCAUGUAGCCACAGCUUCUGUAGAGACUGUCUGCAGAGGUGGUGGAGAGAGAAACGAACACGCGAGUGUCCACUCUGUAACAGAAGAUCUUCAAAGCCAGAUCCACCUUUAAACCUGGUGUUAAGGAACCUGUGUGAGAGUUUGUUACAGGAGAGAGAUCAGAAAGCCUCAGGGGCUCUCUGCAGUCUGCACUCUGAGAAACUCAAACUCUUCUGUCUGGACCAUCAGCAGCCGGUGUGUCUCGUCUGCAGAGAUUCAGAUAAACACACCAACCACAGAUUCAAAACCAUUGAUGAAGCAGCACGACAACACAAGGAGGAACUUCAGGAAACUCUGGAGUCUUUAAAGGAGAAAUUAAAGUUUUCUGAACAUGUUAAGGAGGAAUGUGAUCAAACAGCAGAACACAUUCAGGUCCAGGCCCGACGCACAGAGAGGCAGAUUAAGGAGCAGUUUAAGAAGCUUCACCAGUUCCUAGAGGAGAAAGAGGAGGCCAGGAUGGCUGCACUGAAGGAGGAAGAGGAGCAGAAGAGUCAGAUGAUGAAGGAGAAGAUGGAAGCUCUGAGCAGAGAGAUAGCAGCUCUUUCAGACACAGUCAGAGCCACAGAGGACGAGCUGAGAGCUGAAGACGUCUCAUUCCUGCUCAACUACAAGGCUGCAGUGGACAGAGUCCAGCAGAGCCCCCUGCUGGAUGAUCCACAGCUGCCCUCAGGAGCUCUGAUAGACGAGGCCAAACACCUGGGCAACCUGACCUUCAACAUCUGGAACAAGAUGAAGGACGUGGUCUCCUACACUCCUGUGAUUCUGGACCCAAACACUGCUGAUUCAUGUCUAACGCUGUCUGAAGAUCUGACCAGUGUGACACCAGGACAGAAACAGCAGCUUCCCGAUAAUCCAGAGAGAAUAAAAUACUGGUCUGUCCUGGGUGCUGAGGGCUUUAACUCAGGGACUCACAGCUGGGAUGUCGACGUUGGAUACAGUAAAGGCUGGUCACUGGGUGUGUUAGCAGAGUCCGUCCAGAGGAAGGAACCAAUACAGUCUGGAUUAUGGACAAUACGGUUCUGUGGAGAGAAAUACAGAGUGUUCUCCCCACCAGAUCCAGAAACUGUUCUUGUAACGUGGCAGCAGUUCCAGAGAAUCAGAGUGAAUCUGGACUGGGACAGAGGAAAACUGUCAUUCUUUGAUCCUGAUACUAACACACACAUACACACCUUCACACACACGUUCACUGAGAGACUGUUUCCAUUUAUAAAAACUGUGAUUCUCCCACUGAGGGUUUUAUAAUUGUUAUUUGGCAACCCAGCUGACUAUCAUAUAGGCAUACAUUGAGAUUUUGUUUGCAAUAAUGUUAAACAGUAAGUGAGAAAGGUUAAGGUUAGUCAGCUAGAUGUAAUUUGGCUACGCUGUGUUGAUGGCAUUGGUUGCUUUAUAACAUUAGCUGAUAAAGUAAUUUACCAAUGACAAGAUACCCAAUUUACCAGUCAAAUAAUUCCUGGAGUCUGGAUGAACGAGUUUUUAUUCACCCAAAGAGAGUAUUUUGCAAAGUUAGCUAGCUAGCAACUCGUCACCAUUAGCAAUUAAGCCAACCUUUGUUAAUUUUAGCUAGCUAAAACGAAAAUAGUGAAACUGAUAUCUAAGAUAACGUUAGCUGUUGUUGCACACCAUUAGCUGCCUGACUUAAUUUCCUAGCUAAUGUUAGCCAGUGUUGGACGCUUAGAGCUGUUGUGGCGCAAAAUUCAUCGUGGGUAGGCUAUGUGGAAAUCAGUCCACAGGCUUUUACACUCCAUUUUUAGGUCACAUCAAUGUGUUCAUCCUUUGUUAAUUAAAAAAAAACAAACAAAACAAAAAAACAUAAUAAUGUUGCAUGUGUAAAGUUACAGUACCAACGUUUAUUUGUAUUUGAACAACUGGUAAAACUGAGUUGUUUAUUGAUGUUUACAUUGUUAAAGGGAUUUUUUUUCAUUACAUUUUUUGUCCAUUGUAAUUCAUUAUGUGUUUCUGCUCAGCUGCACUCAGCAGCUAGAAAAUGAGAUUUAUGCCUCGUCUGGAAACUGAAAGUGUCUCAUGAGGCAGAACUUGAUGGCAUUUUUGUUUUUGAUGUGUUUUAAUGUUGUAACUUUAAAAUAUAAGGGCUGAAGAGUUGCAGUUAUAGUCGUAAAACUAACUGUUCAAGUCAAAGUAUUUUGAAGUGUUGUUUUGUACAUCAUGCCUCAGUCACACAGUCAUGGAAACCUGCUGUGAGGCACUUUCCUGUCACCAAAGCUUGAUUGGGUCCAGUACAUUAGCGUACUUGUACCUCCCUAAACAACAGCUGUUUUUUCCCCUGAGCUUUCAGCUGCAUCUCAUGGUCUUUAUCAGUUAAUAGAGUUUAUUCUCUUUCCGUGGAAGUAGUGUUGAAUAUACCAGUUUGAUUUGCUACAGCACCACUUAUCACCGCCUAUCUAUAAUUUUAACAGAUGUUAGAAUUCAUGUCUUAACAUGUUCUUCACCAAAAUAAAUCCGUAACAUUAACAGUU